Molecule: messenger RNA, 1110 nt
Organism: Penicilliopsis zonata CBS 506.65
Lineage: Eukaryota; Fungi; Ascomycota; Eurotiomycetes; Eurotiales; Aspergillaceae
Exons: 3
Coding region: 1-1110 (369 amino acids)
Biological process (GO): peptidyl-histidine methylation, to form tele-methylhistidine
Molecular function (GO): protein-L-histidine N-tele-methyltransferase activity
Source: RefSeq, a predicted model, not a curated record
AUGUCUGGGUUCAGCUUCGGCUUCUCAGGCGAGGAUAUUGAUGUAGAUGAAGCCGACGCUAGCAAUUAUAAUGGGCUGGAGGCACCUUCAACGGCCCAGGACGUCAGUUCUCUUCCUGCGUUGGUGCAGGCGGAGGUACAUGAUAUGAGAGAUUGGCUAUCUUCAUUACCCUCUCAAAUAUCAUACAGCACCAUACCGAUCAAGAGGGCAGAGGGAGAUCCUCUACUCCUUGGUCGGCGCGAGAUUUUCGACAUCCGCGCCCAGCUGAUGGCCGAGGACAGCAUCGACCAAGACAAUGCCACGCUCAUCGCUCAUCUGGAAGAAGGCGAUAUCACACCGAACUUCUACGAAGGUGGUUUCAAGACCUGGGAGUGCGCAUUGGACCUCGCCAAGCUACUUGCCGAUGAGAACCAGUUCCAGGUAUCAAGAUCAAGCGACGCGGAGAGAAAUUCUCAUGUCGUCGAGCUCGGUUCUGGAACCGCCAUGCCGUCACUCGCUCUGUUUGCGAAAAAGCUUUCUGAGCCCAAGACUGAGCUAUCAUCUCACCAGGGGAAAACAUAUCUGACAUUUGCAGACUACAAUGCUGCAGUGCUUCGCCUCGUCACUUUACCUAACAUCCUGCUCACAUGGAGCGCAUGUACUUCUCAACCGGCCGCGACUACAUCAGACAACAAAGACGAUGACAUGUUACUCGACAUCACGCCCGAACUUGUGGAGGCAUUCCAAACCGACCUCGCACAACGCGGGAUCAUCAUCAACUUCAUUUCCGGUGCGUGGUCUCCUGCAUUUGUGGACCUUGCGUUCUCUCCAGUAGCGCAGUCGCCUAUGAUGACGCUAGUCCUCGCCAGCGAAACCAUUUACUCGCCCGCUUCUCUUCAGGCGUUCACGGAUACUCUCGUCGAGCUUCUCCGUCGAUCGGGGACGAUGGAGGCGUCGACGAGUAAGGCGUACAUUGCGGCGAAGAGGGUUUACUUCGGUGUGGGCGGGGGGGUAGAUGAGUUCCUGGAGGUGCUUAAGGGGUCCACCGGGGGAGAACUGGCUGUCUCGGAAAAGGUAGAUAUCAAGUCUGAGGGUGUGGGCCGAGUAAUACUUGAGAUAAGCAGUAAAUAA